AGCAAGUAAAGUUUGGGAUGUGUCCGAGAAGCAGAGGAGAAGGAGCUGGUAGCGGAUCGCGGGAAAGCUAUUGCUAAGAGCAGAAUCAAUCGAGUUGAGUGAAGGAAGGGAAAGAAGGGGCGAGCGAGGGUGGGUGGGGAGACCUUUUGAGCUUUCUGGGGGCGCAUCUUUCGCCCUCACGACGCAAGUGUGGUCUACACGCUCGCGGCCCCUUGACCCAACUCGGAAGGAGCGCUCGAUUAGGCAGCCAGUGGAUCAGCAAGCAAUCAACAUCUUUACUGGAGAUGUUCAAAACGCCCUACUCAUCGCAUGCAACCGACCCACUUCUAACGACUCUUGGCCAUGUUGGCCUUGUCUUGGCCUAGCGAGGAGGCACUUGCGCUCAGGUUUGCCGGCCUAGAGGUCUAGCAUCGUCGCCGGAACCUUGCGCGCGCAUCUGCACGGCGCGCGUUACAGAACUUUGCUCAUAUACCUCAAGCCCUUGGUCACAUGCUACAGGGAAGGCUUUGUGGAGUCAGAGUGCAUAUGUCUUCAGCGCACAUUUUCUUCAGCCCGUUGCUUCGAGACCGGUACCUGUUGUACUUGGAGACUCGAAUUCACGAUCAAACGGCCUCGAUAAGUCAGAAACUUAAGUGGGAACAAUCCUUCCACUCAAGACUCACUGCAUCCUACGCCGAGAUGAACGGACCUCCUCUUCACUGCCCCACCGUCCAUUCUUGGCCCAUGUCGCGCCACGCAGGCAUGCUCAUCGGGUCACGCGCCGCUUCUGCUUGCUUUAGCGCCGGCCAUCGACCACCUCCCGCCUUCGUCAGGCACAUCACGCGCCAUCAAGCAGCUUUAAGCAUGCAAUCAGCCAACCCCGAUGUGAGACAAGAAUCGUUGAGGAGCUUGUCAUUCAGACCGCGCUCUACUAGACACUGGCCUAGGCAAUGACCGCGCAAUUUGUGAUGUUCGUCCUCCGCAAAAGUGGAUCUUCGCAUGUAGCCAAUUCAGGCGGACUCGUCACGAGUACGUACGCCCGGCUGACCGUUUGCCGGGCCGCAACGCUCUCAGCGCUUGCUACAUGUAACAGCCUUUGGAUGGAUUCGAAAUCUCACUAGCAGCACACGGCAAAGGGCAUAGGCGGUUCGUGGCCCAUAUGUACCGAAACGGGUGCGCAACAUCUUCGUCUGCAGGGCCUUGGUGCGCAACAUCUUCGUCUGCAGGGCCUUGGUGCGCACCAGCAUACAUCAAUCGCAGGGCGUCUUGACGAAUCGAGUUGCCCAGCGAGACGGGUGCCCUCGAUCGUUGGCAGCGAUAACGUCUCCGUCCUUGGUCAAAUCAGGCGUUUGAAUGUUUCGCUGGUCUCUGCGUCGGAACAAGGCUCCGUGGGAUUGUUACCUCAUGAGCCCCGCCGAUUCUCCACUUAGACUAGAACCAACGGUCCUUCGCCAAAGCGCACACACCGCCCUCCCAUGCGUAGCGAAGGGCAAUGUGAGCGCUUCGUGCGAAGGACCGCAUCAUUGGUGGCUUGUGCCUGUGGCAUGUGAUACAGGGAGAUCUGGGCCUCUCGCCUACAAGAGCCACGUGCGUAUCACGCGCCAGGCAUUAUGCGAGUGGGUUCCUUGCUCUGGUGCGCCUAGGACGAUCAUUCGAGCGGGUUCUCCAACCGGGAAGCCAGAUGCAAUUGGGCUUCAACAUCGAUUCAAUCACGAAUGAAGAAGCAUCGAGCUUCGGGGGAUCAGGACCCACGGUUGUUGUCAAAGUCAUGCAGUGUGCAUCCAUCUGCUGUGUCGGACCCACUCCACUUUGAUACUGACAAGCGCAGCUUCUGACUCGUCUGGAGCAACCUGAAUGAGUACAUACCGCUUCUGCUCCUGGCGC
Ceraceosorus bombacis is the source of this 1863-nucleotide messenger RNA. The record is from the annotation of a GenBank genome assembly. NCBI's taxonomy places the organism in Eukaryota, Fungi, Basidiomycota, Exobasidiomycetes, Ceraceosorales, Ceraceosoraceae.